Sinocyclocheilus grahami is the source of this 3651-nucleotide messenger RNA. RefSeq names its product NACHT, LRR and PYD domains-containing protein 12-like. The transcript is spliced from 6 exons. Lineage: Eukaryota; Metazoa; Chordata; Actinopteri; Cypriniformes; Cyprinidae. Gene Ontology annotation, molecular function: protein binding. The record is from RefSeq and is a predicted model, not a curated record. Bases 182 to 3157 code for a protein of 991 amino acids.
UGUGCAGUCCAAAUGUGUGGUGUGUAGGGAGGUUCUGAAAGAUCCAGUCUCUAUAACCUGUGGACACCGUUUCUGCAGACAAUGCAUUAUCUGUUUCUGGGAGAAAUUGAGAUGAGCAGAAUACUUUAAUUGUCCUUAUUGCAGAAAGAGAUCUAGAACACAUUCUGCUCUACAAAAAGUCAUGGGAGCAUCCAGUUCUGCUGACUCUAAUACACAAAAAGCCCUACGGGAGGAGACUGGAGACCUGCAGAAAGCAGUAGAUGAUAAACUUCAGAGAGUCAAAGACAAGCACAAAACCAGAAUGAAGAACAAGUACGAGAGUUUAUUUGAGGGAAUGAAACUCCAAGAGAAUGAAACUCUCCUCAACAGGAUCUACACACAGCUUUACAUCAUAGAAGGAGAGCGUGAUGGAGUGAAUGAAGAACAUGAGGUUUUACAGAUGGAGAAAACAGCCAGAACACAACUCACACAAGACACUUCCAUCUACUGCAAUGACAUCUUUAAAGCCUCACCUGAACCCGGAUGUGAGGAGAAAGACCAAAUCAAGACUGUUCUUACUAAAGGCAUCGCUGGAAUCGGAAAAACCAUCUCUGUGCAGAAGUUCAUUCUGGACUGGGCCGAGGGAAAAGCCAAUCAGGAUGUAGAUUUCAUGUUUUUGCUUCCAUUUCGAGAGCUGAACUUGAUUCAAGAUCAUCAAUAUAGUCUUCAGAGACUUCUGCUGGACUUUCAUCCUGAACUUCAAGAUCUGGACUCAAAGACUAAUGAGGAGUGUAAAAUUGUGUUUAUCUUUGAUGGUUUGGAUGAAAGCAGAAUCACACUGAUGUUUGCAGACACUCAGAAAGUUUGUGAUGUGACUGAGACUUCAUCAGUGGCUGUGUUGAUGUCAAACAUCAUGCAAGGAGAGCUGCUUCCCUCUGCUCUCAUCUGGAUCACUUCCAGACCAGCAGCAGCCAAUCAGAUCCCCUCCAAAUACAUUAACCGUCUGACAGAAAUUCAGGGAUUCAAUGAGCCUCAGAAGGAGGAAUAUUUCAGGAAGAGAAUCAGUGACCAGCAUCAAGCCAAUAUGAUAAUCUCACACAUUAGAAGAGCAAGAAGCCUCCACAUCAUGUGCCACAUCCCCGUCUUCUGCUGGAUCUCUUCAACUGUGCUUCAGAAGCUCCUGAAAGAAGAUCUGAGUGCAGAAAUCCCCCAAACUCUGACUGAAAUGUACAUCCACUUUCUGCUGAUUCAGAUCAACAUGAGGAACCAGAAGUAUGAAGAGAGAGAUCCAGAGAAACUCCUGCAGUCCAACAGAGAAAUGAUUGUGAAACUUGCCGAAGUGGCUUUCAAACAGCUGAUGAAGGGCAAUGUGAUGUUCUAUGAGGAGGACCUGAGUGAGAGCGGUAUAGACGUCACUGCUGCCUCAGUGUAUUCUGGGAUUUGCACUGAGAUCUUCAAGGAGGAGUCUGUGAUGCAUCAGAGGAAAGUGUACAGCUUCAUUCAUCUGAGCAUUCAGGAGUUUCUUGCUGCUUUUCAUGUGUUUUACUGCUACCUAAGCUGUACAAUGGAGACCCUUAAGGUUUUUGAUUCAAUGCAUUAUCUUCAUAAAGGAGCAAUAGAUAAAGCCAUUGUGAGUGAGAAUGGACAUCUGGAUCUGUUCCUGCGGUUCCUGCUGGGCAUCUCACUGGAGUCCAAUCAGAGACUCUUACAGGAUCUACUGACACACACAGAGAACAGCUCAGAGAGCAUCAGGAGAACCACACAGUACAUUAAAGAGAAGAUCAGAGAUGGACAUGGACUCUCCACUGAAAGAUCCAUCAAUCUGUUCCUCUGCCUGCUGGAAGUGAAAGAUCAGAGUCUGUCCAGAGAGAUUCAGGAGUUUGUGAAAUCAGACAAACACUCAGAGAAGAAGCUCUCUCCUGCUCAAUGCUCAACAAUUGCCUACAUGCUUCAGAUGUCAGAGGAGCCGCUGGAUGAGUUUGAUCUGAAGAGAUACAACACAUCAGAUGAGGGUAGAAAAAGAUUGAUACCAGCUGCGAGCAACUGCACAAAAGCUCUAUUCGCUGACUGUAGAUUCACUGCUCAGUAUUGUGAGAGUUUAUCAUCAGCUCUUGAGUUCUCAAACAAUGCCCUGAGAGAGCUGGACCUGACUAAUAAUGACCUGCAGGAUUCAGGAGUGAAGCUGCUCUCUGAUGGAUUGAAGAGUCCAAACUGUCAGCUGCAGAUACUGAGAUUGCCCAGCUGUAAUCUCACUGGUCAGUCCUGUGAAACUGUGUCAUCAGCUCUACAAUCCUCUAACUGUGCCCUGAGAGAGCUGGACUUGAGUAACAAUGACCUGCAGGAUUCAGGAGUGAAGCUGCUCUCUGAUGGACUGAAGAGUCCAAACUGUCAGCUGCAGAUACUGAGGUUGUCUGGCUGUAUGGUGACAGAGGAAGGCUGUGGUUUUGUGUCUUCAGCUCUGAGUUCAAACCCCUCACACCUGAGAGAGCUGGAUCUGAGCUACAAUCACCCAGGACAAUCAGGAGUCCAGCGACUCAGUGACAAACUGAACGAUCCAAACUGCUCACUGCAGACACUCAAUGUGGACCGUGGAGCAGAGUUCAGGAUUACAGCAGGACUACGGAAGUAUGCCUGUGAUCUCACACUUGACCCAAACACAGCACACACUCAAGUCAUCCUAUCUGAGGACAAGAAGAUGGCAAAGCAUGCGAAAGACCAUCAGUCGUAUCCUGAUCAUACAGAGAGAUUUGAAUGUCUUCAGGUUCUCUGUGGAGAGAGUCUGACUGGACGCUGUUACUGGGAGGCUGAAUGGAGCGGGACGGGGACAGAAAUAUCCGUGUCAUAUAAAGGAAUCAGCAGGAAAGGAGGAAGUGACUGUAUGUUUGGAUUCAAUCAAAAGUCUUGGAAUCUGAGUGGCUUUUAUAAACGUUUCAUUGCCUGUCACGAUAAUAACAGCACUGAUAUACCUGCCCUUUCAUUUUCAUCUAAUCGAGUAGGUGUGUAUCUGGACUGGUCUGCUGGUACUCUGUCCUUCUACAGCGUCUCUGACGCACACACACUCACACACAUACACACAUUCAACACCACGUUCACUGAACCCGUCUAUGCUGGGUUUGGGGUUUAUUAUGACUCAUCUGUGACUCUGUGUCACAUGGUACAACAAGGAUGUCAAACAUAAGAAUAUGAAAGAAAAAAAAUAUAUUUACAACAUAUUUAUAACAUUCCUACAAAGGUAUUAGAAGACGACAUUUUCUUACUCCAGCACCCCUGGGGGUCACUUAGUGUUUCAAUGAAACUGUAAUCUUUAAUUAUCGCACGGACAUAAUGUUAUUUUAUGUUAUUUUUCUCAGUUUUGUACAUAAUCUCUCUGAAAAUGCAAGUACUGUACAUGCUGUUUUCUAAAGGAAUUUACAGACAGCCACUGAAUAACUCUGACAGCGAAUCCUCAUUGUCACCUCACAGGGAAAGCAGGUCAGAAAUUAAUGGGGGGUUCUGUUAUUUUGCCUUCAAAAUUCAAGAUGUGGUUGUAAAAAAUGCCACCUUUAUGAGUUCUUGUUUGUAUAUCUAUGUAUAUAUACAGUAUAUGUAUGUAAACCGUUAAGCAAUAUCAAUCGAGCAACAAUGCUGUUUUCCUGAAUAUCAGCACUGCAAAUCUGAUAUUGAUUUUUUAUU